Molecule: messenger RNA, 5457 nt
Organism: Pocillopora damicornis (cauliflower coral)
Lineage: Eukaryota; Metazoa; Cnidaria; Anthozoa; Scleractinia; Pocilloporidae
Source: RefSeq, a predicted model, not a curated record
CAAGAUGGCGCUACCUCCUCCACCAGCACCACCACCUCCACCGCCUCCUCCUCCUAUAGGAGAGGCCAUUCCUCCCUCUUAUCCCGGUCCAGCUCCUUCGAUGCAACCUGUGACAACUGCCCAACCAGCUCCAGAUGUUCAAACGGCAUCCCAGCCCAAUACUACCCCAGGAAACGAGGAUAAAAUCUGGGAAAGAUCGUGGACCGUGGACGAGUUGAGAAAGGGGUCAUCAAAUUGGACACUCGCUGCUGAUUCGGGGUUUCUCCUUUAUCUGCAAGAAUUCUCUCAACGAAUUAUUUCACAAACUCACGACAUUGAGACUCAAGUGGAUGGGCUGAUCAACAGUACAAAAGGAAUGGAUUCUAAAGUGCAGAAUACAAUGAAUGACUUUUUAAUGCUGUCUGAUACGCAAUUCAUUGAAAAUCGUGUUUAUGAAGAGGAUGUCAGUAAAGAUGAGACAAAUGAGGAGAAGGAGAAAGCUCCUGAACCAGAAAAGGCAAAAACAAGGGAGCAGCUUGAGGCAGAGGUUAUUCCUAAGCUAAGUGAAGCUCUUAGCCAUGGAGUUGGGGUUAUGGAUAAUGCAUUUGUUGCAGUUGAGCUCACAACAGAACAUUCUGAUGAUGAAGAAGAAGAAGAUGAUGAUGCCAAGACAGCAUUUAAGCCACAAGUGAUUUUGGAGCCCAAGGAUGUUUAUUCCAAUCGUCCAUUGCCACAUCUGAUUGGAAGUGGAGAUUUCUUUAAGGAUGAGCUGGUUGGCUUGGGUGAAUCUUCAGGAGAAGAAGAUGAAGGUGAAGAGGAUGAGGAAGAAGCGUCUUCCAGUAGCAGUGGAAGUGAAACUGAAUCCACAGCCAGUGGAGAAUCUAGUAGUGAGAGCUCCGAAGAGAGUGGCAGUGAAUCAGACACAGAAAAGCUGAAAGAGACAGAGAAAAAACAGAAAAGCAAGCCAAAGAAAAUUAUUGAAUCAGAAGAAGAUGAUGAUGAUCUGUUUGGUGAAAAGAAGAAGCCGCCAGACUCAGAUGAAGAAGAUGAGAAGAGUGAUGAUGAGGAAAAACAGCCUAAGAAGCCAAAGGGUGGUUUAGACUUUGCCUCUGAACUUGCAGCAAAAAUUGGAGUUGCAAAGGUGAAGCAACCAGACAGUGAUGAAGAUGAUAACAAAGAUAAGGUGGCUGAUGGUGAGUGGAGUGACGAGGAGAAUCAAGAGUCUAAAACUGUUGAAGUUCAGGAAAAACAACGCAGCUUGACAAAAAACAGUUUAACAAAAAGCCGCAGUGACAGCAAGACGAAAGAGAAGAAGUCUCACCACCACCACCACCAUCAUCAUCAACAUCAUGACAAAAGGGAGCGGUCUGAGUCACAGGGAGAGCACAAGCAUAGAAAACGACGUGGCAGUAAGACCAGCCACUCUAGUGUGGACAAGCAUUCAGUUACCGCAGAGGAUGAUCUGUUUAGCCAGUCAAGUCCUCAAGAAGAUGGUCUCUUUGGAGGUGAAGGAACUCCAUUUACAAAGAAAGGAGGGCUGUUUAGUGGUGGAGGAAAUCUCUUUGAUGAUGUUGACGAAGACAAGGGUGACUUGUUUGCUGAGGCUUCAACUACGAAAACUAACAAGCAAGAAGGACCAACAGAAGCAGAAGAAGAAUCUGUUCAAGUUAAACCCAGAGCAAGAAGCACAGCAAGUGGGAAAAAAAUCCCAGCUGGAGCCAUCUCGAUAUUUGGAGAUUCUGGUUUGUUUGGAUCACCAACAAAAGAGGACAUUACUACCAGUCUGACUAAAAACCAUCAAAAGCAUGAGGAAACUGAAACAAAACCCAAACCCAAGAGUGGAGGGGGUGGGGGUGGUUUGUUUGAUGGUGAUGAUGAUGAUGAUCUGUUCAGUGGUACAACUUUUAAACCAUCUGCUGCGUCUCCGGUAGUUCAAGAAACUGCAAAGACCAAACCAGCAGCAAAUAAAGUUGAUCUGUUUGGUGCUGACAAUGAGGAUGAAGAUGAUGAAGAUGAUGAGGGUGAUUUGUUCAGUGGAAAGCCUGUGGCAAAAGAACCUGCUCAGGCCCCCCCAAAGAAAAAGCUACCAGCUGGUGCAGUGUCCAUGUUUGGCAGUUCACCACCUCCUUUACUGAUGGGCAAGAAUACUGUUGAUGAUGAAGAGAAAGAUGAUACUGGGUUGUUCAAGGCAUCCGCCGUUGCACCUAAAAAGACCGAAGUAAAAACUUCCCCUGCUUCUCAGCUAACCAAGUCAAAAUCCGGGGGAGGACUAUUUAGUGAUGAAGAUGAGGAAGAAGGGGGAGGGUUGUUUGGGGCUUCAGCUACAAAACCACAGCCCAAGGAAGAACCAAAGUCCAGACCAAAAACAAAGACAACGAUUAGUCUGUUUGAUGAUGAUGAUGAACAGGAUGAAGAGGAGGAUUUCUUUGCUGCACCAGCAGUUUCAAAACCAGCCAAGAAUGAGCCAACCAAGGACAAACCCAAGGAGGAAGUUAAGGAAACUAAGGCACCCAGCGCUAAGAUUUCAGGGCUUUUUGAUGAUGAUGACGAGGAUCUGUUCAAUUCGCCAUCACCUAAACCUUCCCCCUCUCCCAAUGUCACGCGCAAGGAGGACAAAAAAGAAGAAACCAAGCCUAAUAGGAGUUCUUCAAAAAUGCAAUCUUUGUUUGAUGCUGAUGACGAUGAUGAAGGGAUGUUUGGAGGCACAUCGGAGGAUAUUUUUAUAGCGUCGACGUCUCCUCAGAAGUCAUUUGAGUCCGUGUCACCUUUAUCAGCGGCCAUAUCAGAAACGGUUCCGCCUCUUGACGGCACAGCUGAAGUUUCAAUCAGCAAAGCGAAACCUAAACCAUCCGCAACAACAGCAGCGGCACCGAAAGCCAGUCUGUUCAGUGAUGAAGAUGAUGACCUGUUUGGAGGGAAUUCAGUGGAGGAACCGAAAGUCGAGGAGAAGAAAGCCGUCAGGUCCACUUCCGGUACCCAAGGCAGCCUUGUCACCAUUCCCCUCAAGCGUCAGCCCGAAAACGUCGCCGGUGAAGCUUGGGUCGGGAAUUGAGAAGCUGCAGAAAUCUCUCGCCUUUAAUCCCGCCAUGUUGAGACCAGGCGCGGCUCCGCCCAAGAAGGAGGCCCCGGCUACUGUAGCUUCAUUUGACGAGCCCGCCAAAGUCACCACCUUGGAGAGCACUAACAAGGCUCGCGCCAAAGUGCAAGUCAAGCGCCGUCCUCCAACACGCCAAGCCCGUCGAGCUGCGGCUGCAACGAGUAGUGCUUCGGACGCAUCACUUUUUGGCACAUUGACGAAUGAAGACGAGUCCAUUAGCGCUCGAGUAUCCUGGGGAGGAUUUCCCUCUCCGGAAGAGGGACUGGGAAAGAGUGAAGUGGAUUCUGGGCAGCGACCGUCGAGGACUGAGACCAAGGAUUCUGAUAUGAGCGACGAAUUUUUCGGUUUCACUAGUUCUGGGUCCACGCGGGUCAAAAAAGAUGUCUCCGAGGACCCUUUAGCGGGGGGACUUUUUUCAGAUUCUGUUUCUUCGAAGCCGAAAGUUUCGACAGCCAAUGAACUGUUUAAGGACGACUCCGAUGAUUUAUUUUCAAUUUCAAUCGAGAAAACAAACAAGACAGAUGUAGACGAUCCUUUUUCUGUUGGUAAAACAAAAGAGGAAAAUAAACCUAAGACUGCAGACCCAUUAAUUACAAAUGAUUCUUCUCAAAAUUUACCUAGUGCUACAUCUCCCGAAGAUGAUUUAUUUUCUUCUGGGACAAAUACAAAGGAGAGAAAAUCUGAAGCAAUCUUAAAGGAAACGCCUAGCAAAGAUAAAGAGGACUCCAAGAUUUCCUCGCCUCUAGAUAAUGAAGAUUUACUUUCAGCUGUCCCUAAAGACGGUGAAAACGUAACUAAAACAAUAGCUGCAAAAGAUACACUCUCCGCCAAACUUCCAGCAAACCUUUCAGCAAAGGCGCAAUCGCCAGUCUCAGAUGGCGACUUGUUCGCGUCAAGUACAGGAAAAGAAGAGGGCAAAUCCGGCAAGGGGGAGAAAGAAAAAACGACCGCGGAUAAAAAAUUUCCUUCCCCUCUCGGCGACGACGAUGAUGAUUUGUUUGCCGUGAGUGCACCGGCCAAGAAAGAAACAAAAACUAUUUCUGACAGUGCUGCGAAGAAAACGGCAAGUCCGCUGACCAGCAAGAAGGCGGUUACGAAAGGAAGCUCAAUUCUUGAUGAAGAUGACGAUGAAUUAUUCUCCGUCAAAAAAACCGAAGCCCGAAAGCCGAAGAAAGUCGUGAAACCGCUGGGAGACGACGACUUGUUUGGAGACUCGGGUGACAUCUUUAGCGAUAUUCCGAGCAAACCCAAGGGACCUAAAAAGAAAAAGUCUGCAACCACUGCACCCAAAGACGACAUAUUCGCUGAGGGUGCGGCUACUGGAGGAGAUGAGCAAGCGCCAAAGAAAACGGCGACAAAAGCCAAGAAGAAAACAGAUAAAAAGCCUAAAACCUCAAUUUUCGAUGACGAUGUACCAAGUAUAUUUGACGAUCCACUGAAUGCUACUUCGAAGUAACAAGUAUUGCGACAAAAAUUUUGUUCUCAAAACUGAUGAGAAGCCAAUCCUUUUACACAAAUAAAUUAGUUGCGUAUUUUAUAUAAUAUAAGAAUAAGGUACUGGUUGCUGUCAUUACUAUAAUGUUUUGUGGUAUUUUUUGCUGAUUCUCCAAGAGAAGUACAGUGACGGUACCACAAGAUCAAAGUGAUUCGAGGAAUUUUAAUGUGCUUGAGAUUUCUAUUUUGUUUAGAAGAACGUGAAAGAAUGAAGUGAUUUUCUUGUUGCCUAAAUUUGAGAGAUUAACCAUAUCCCUUGACAGAGCCGAGCAGAAACUCUGUCAAGUACUCUCUUUCAAAACAUUACGCUAAUCCAUUUUACAAGCUCUUGAAAGACAAACCAAGAGAAACAAAACCAUGUUAACAUCUCGUUCCAAGAUGCAGGCUCACGGUUCGUGAAUGUAAUAAAAGUAGGCUACAUUUCCGUGUGCGUCAUUCCCAAUCAAUUUUGAGAUUCUCGCUUUCUAGUACACCGUAGGAAAAAUGGCCUCAUGAAAGAACCACUUACAAGAUUUCCAUUUUUUCAGCCUCAUACAAGGAUUUAAUUAACUUUAAGGUUUAACCUGAGGUGAAAGGGUAAUUAGAAGACAUCAUUAGGUACUCUUCAACAACACAUACGGUAGAGCCACUUUUGUUUUUCUUUGAAUCAAUUCCAACUGAUCCUUCCACACGAAUUAGAAAAAUCGUUUUAGCAGAUUAAUUUUAGUGCCGUUUAAAUUUGGAUGUUUGUAUAGCUAAAGGGGUCAACUUAAAUCUUUAAACCCAAGAUUUGGCGGAUGAGUAUUUCUCAAAGUGUCGAAAAUUUUAAAAGCGAAAGUAUUGAAGCUCGUCUUCCUAGCAAUGGUUAUUGUGAACCAGUGUAGUAAAUAAAUCUAUGUUUGCUCAUG